Sporothrix schenckii 1099-18 is the source of this 579-nucleotide messenger RNA. RefSeq lists its product as uncharacterized. The coding region runs from base 1 to 579 and encodes 192 amino acids. The transcript is spliced from 3 exons. The record is from RefSeq and is a predicted model, not a curated record. Lineage: Eukaryota; Fungi; Ascomycota; Sordariomycetes; Ophiostomatales; Ophiostomataceae.
AUGGUUGUGGACGUUGUAACCACAAGAAAGCCAUCCAAGCAUCGACAACGUCGAACCUGGCCACUUGUUUCUAACCGUCACCGCAGAAUCUCACCGCAAAUCGCAUCUCUCUUCUUCACAGCCGACGACAUGUCUCUGCAGUACCUUCCCUCUGUCAAGCCUUCGGCUAUUGCCAUUGGCACCAUCUUCGGCCAGGGCGCCGACUUCAUCCUGCUCCAGCCCAUCUUCGGUGACGCCUUCAAGCGCGCCAAGGAGGCCAACACCGCCGAGGAGUUCGCCAAGUCCAAGCAGGCUGCCUCUGCCGGCGUUGCCUGGGGCACCUCGUUCAUCGGCUCCGGCCUGCGCUCCUACGGCGUCGGUGCUCUGAUCAACGCCACCGGCACUCUGUCCUACAAGGGCGCCGCCUACCUCGGCACAUUGGUCUUCUUCGCGACCAGCGCCCCCGGCUACCUGAGCGAGAUCCUGGCCGAGAAGCGCCCUCUGGACCUCGUUGCCGCCAGCGUCGUUGUCCGCGUCCUUGAGACGGUCGGCCUUGCAACCCUGCUCACCUGGUGGGGCACGCGGCCGAGCAUCAUCUAA